AUGCAUGAUGACCGGGACGCGGACAAGGUGAAGGGCGUGGCGGUGGCGACGCUGGACGAGGACGAGGCCAGCAGGAGGAACGUCGUGGAGCCGAGGAGCAAGAAGUACCAGACGACGAGAGCGAGCUCCUCGGAGGUGGUCGAGGACGACAGGGUGAUCGGCCACCACAGAAAAUUGACGCCGGGCGUGGCGAAGUGCAGCGCGCCAGUGGUGAGUGAGGGCGCCUACCUGCUCCUGCAGAGCCUGCAGGGCGACGCGUGGGACGCCUGCGACGAGAUAAGUUUCGAGAGGAUGGACACCGCAGAGGCAUUCGACGAGAUUUUUGAGAAGUUGGACGUGCUGUACAGGUACACUCAGGAGGUCGAGUUGCCAGGAAGAUGCGACGGAUUCUUCGGAGAGUUCGCGCGGCAGCCGAAGGAGACGCUCAACGCGUACGUGCUCAGGCACGGCAAGGAGCUGACGAAGCUGCGCGAAGCUGGACUUGAGCUGCCAGAUCUACUGGCAGGAUGGCAUAUGAUGACGCGGGCGGCGAUUCCCCAGUGGCAAGUACCAAACCUCAAGGCGCUGUGCAACAACAGGUUGACGGUGCAGGUGGUCACGGAGAGUCUGAAGACGAUGUUCGGAGGCGAUAGCGUGGCGCACAAGAAGGACAUCGAUCGCGUGAGGAGUACUUAUCACGGACGAGUCAGUCGAGAGGAAGGCUACUGGAUGGAAGACUACUAUGAAGAAGAUGAUGAGGCUUACUAUGAGGACGAGUACGACCCGCACGAGGAAUACCAAGAAGAUGACGAGUGGUACGAGGAAGACGAGGAAGUGCCGGAGGAUCUCGAGAACGCCUACGAGGCUACCGAGGAGGCCUACGCAGCGUAUGCGGAGGCGCGAGCUAAGAUGAACGAAUUGGCGAAGUCCCGAGGGUUCUACCCCGUGGUGGCGCUGAUCGACGAGAAGCGUGGACUACCCCCCCCAAGAGCUGGAAAUGCCAGGCCGCCAAAAGGAAGAGGACGCAGCAGCAGUGGCAAAGCGAGAGGUGCGCAGAAGGGCAAGCAGAAAGGACGAUACGGUGGACGAGCACCCUUCGGCGGUGGCAAGGGCGGCAAGCAUUUCGACGGCAGCCCGAAGACGACGCAGACGGGAUCCACGCAGCAACACGGACCAAGGUUCAAGCGGCGACGAGAUGGAGCACCCACCAAGCACGACGAGGACGCGAAGAUGCUGUACGAGAUCGGCACGGACAAUAAGUUCACGGAGAUCGCUCCAAGCAUGGAGACGGCGCACGGAUUACAACUCGAAGAAGUGAGUUUGGCUACGGGCAAAGGAGUUGGCGACAGUGGAGCUACGAAGCCAGUCAUGAGACUCGACGAAUGGCCGAAGUGGCGCAAGAAGCUGACGGACAUGGGCAUGGCCGACCAGAUCACGACGCAGCGGUGCCAGAAGACAUUCCGGUUCGGCAACGACGCUACAGCGACGGCAAAGCAGAUGGUUACGUUCCCAGUCUGGGUUCGCAAGACGAAGCGCGAGAUCACGGUCUACCUGGUGCCGGGCAAAGUUUCUCUUUUGGUGGCUCGGCCGUGUCUCGAAGAAUGGGGCAUCGUGGUGGACUACCGCAACAAGAAGGCGAUGUACCUGGACGAAGUACCCCAGACAUGGAGCGACAUCGAGACAAACGAGAAAGGCCACAUGAUCCUGGACCUUUUGAGUUUCCCGGAAGACGCGCUGGAGAUCAAAGAGGAGUCUAGCUCGACGGACGCCGACACGGACGGAGAUCACGAGGUCAAGAGCGAAGAGGAGAUAGACUUCUACGUGACCAGCACGCAUGGCGAGGAGAAGGAGGACGCGGAGACGACGAACUUCGACGCCAAGCAGCUGAAGGACUGGUUUACGAAGGUUAACAGGACGCUCGACGAGAAACCUAAAGUUAAACGCAAGUUUUGGGAGAUCUUUGUCAAUAAGGGACGUAUUUCACAGUAUGUCGAGCAGCAUGGCGACUUCAAGACGGACAAGUAUACGUUGGACACUGGCUGGGAUUUUACGAGGAAGUCACAUCGCGAAGCGUUCUUUGAAAGACUACGACGUGAGAGGCCAGAGGAAGUUUGGAUUUCCCCGCCAUGUACGCUGUGGUCAUCGAUCAACACGCUGAACGACGCGAGUAAGGACAACAGAUAUCGGCAGCAGCGCAGACGAGAGCGAGAGAAGCAAAAGAUAGAGUUUCUGAAGUUCAGCCGAGACAUCUACGACGAGCAGCAGAAGAACGAGAGGAACGCGCAUUUGGAGCAUCCCAGAUACGCGACGUCGUGGAGCGAGGACGUCUGGCAGGACAUGGAAGGAUACGACACGUUCGUGGACCAGUGCGCGUACGGGCUGAAGGCGCUGGACCGCGACGGGCGCAGGAUCGGACCGAUCAAGAAGCCCACGAACGUGCGGACGACCAAGUACAAGAUGCACGAGGGACUUUGGAGGCGUUGCAGCUGUAAGGAGAAACACGUUAUGCUGGAAGGAGCUCACAACAGGCGCGGAGUGGAGAACUACCCGAGGAGUAUGGCGUUUCAGGCGGCAAUCUGCAUCGUGGACGACCCGCAGAACGAGUCAAGCUACGCCGUAGAGGAGAUGACGCAAGAGGAGUUUGACAAGAUCGAGUACAAGGAAGUUUGGAAGAAUUUACUUGAGAAGUUCACGCUCGACGAGGUCAAGUGGGUUGAGAAGGUGCACGUGCAGAUGGGUCACCCAUCGAGUGAAGCGUUGGCGGCAGCACUCAAGGAGAUGAACGCGGAUGAUCGUUUGGUAAGCUGCGCGCGGAUUUAUAUUUGUGAGAUAUGCUUGAAACGGCAGAGGCCUAAACCAGUACGGAUCGCCAGGAUUCCAAAAGAUAGAGGUUUCAACGACACGAUCGACAUAGAUACUUUUCACGUGAAGUGGAACGACAAGCACAAGCUGAUUUUUACGAUUAUGGACGAGAGCUCGCGAUACGAGGUCGACACGGUGGUGCCAGACGAAAAAGCGAAGACCGAGAUAAAGGCGAUCGAGAAAAACUGGAUCAAUUGGGCUGGUGUGCCAGUGCGUAUUCGGGCUGAUCAAAGUGGUGCGCAUGUGAGUGAGGAGUUUUCGGAGUGGUGCGACACGCGGCAGAUAAAAUUGCAGCUCAUACCGAGGGACGCUCAUCAUCGACUCGGGAUCCUUGAAAGGAAUCACCAAGUACGACGAGAGCAGAUCGCGAAGUAUCACGAGGACCGACCAGACGACAGCCUGAAGGUUACGGUGCGAGUGACGUGCGACAUGAGGAAUCGGCUACGCAACGUUCGAGGGUUUACUCCAGCGCAGCGUGCGCUUGGACGGCAGCCCAGAGAUCUGGGCAACAUGGCGGACGAGCCGACGACGAUGGGCGAUCUUGGAGAGCACGACGAGGGAUUCUACCUGAACCUGGGUCGCAGGCGAGACGCGGCCAAGGCCUACUUCGCGGCGAAUAUGUCGAGGGCAGUGCGGGAGGCUUUGGCGGCUCGCAACAGACCCUUAGCGAAGGAGUUCCAGAUCGGCGAGUACGUCUACUUCUGGAGGCGCGACAAGGGCGAGAGCGACUUGAUCAAGAGUUAUUGGAAGGGACCGGCGAUGGUGACGCAGGUCGAGUACACGGACGACCCCGACAAGCUGAGGCAGUCGGUCAUCUGGUGCGUGCAUAACAACACGCUGCUCAGGACGACGCACGAGUUGCUGAGGCCAGAGCUACCAGAGGAGCGACGACAACGCGAGGAAGCAGAUGAUGAUUUCGGUCUACCCUUGUCGACGGCGGAGAGAUUGCUCAAGAAGCUGAAGAGCACGACCGGCUCCAUCAAGUACAAGGAUUGCGUUGGCGACGCGCUCGGUGACCCAGAAGACCACGUAGACGACGGACGGCCCGAGGACAUGGACAUGGACGCUACAGGCGUGGACACUGAUGGUAAGGUGGAGGAGCCAGUCGAGGAGCAUGCUCAUCGUGACGAAAGGACGAGGAGCAGCGAAGAAGCCGAGCCAGCCGAGCGCGAGGUGAAGGAAGAGCAGCCGCAGCCAGCGGCGGCCGAGUCUCGACCCGAACCCGAUCUACCGGAAGCCGAUGGCGGGCGAGAACCUCAUCUCGAGGCUUCACGCCAAGAGAAAGAAGAGGACGCUAAACCGGAGGCCAUAGUGGAGAAGCGGAAGAUGGAUGACAGGGACGAGUUACUGGAGAGCAUUAAUGCGGCAAGACGCCUCGACGGGCUCAAACCGUUGGCUAAGAGACCAAGGAUAACACCGAUGGAGACGGAGAACAUCAAGACGGACACAGGCGACGACGAGCUGCUACUGCUGUACGAGGACGAGGAGAUGAUCUACCUCACGAACGCGGCGAAGCGCGACGCGGUGGUGGAGGCCAGGCUCACGCCAGACGAGAAGGUGCAGUUCGACGAGGCCAAGACCAAGGCAUUGCUACCCUGGAUCGAGAACCAGGCGUGGCAGGCGGUGAACGAGGCGACGGCGGGAGCUGGCGAAGUGUGUCCGAUGAGGUUUCUGCUGAAGUGGAAGAUGAAGGACGGAGUUCGAGAGGCAAAUGCGCGAGUGAUUCUUCAGGGAUUUCACUUGGAGGAGGUGACGAGCACUAACGUGGAGAAGGCAAGCCCUACUCUGACGAGGCUCGCGAGGUACCUCAUCCUGCUCAUCUUGUGCCAGCAGUCGUGGAAGAUGGUGGCAGCCGACGUGAAGAGCGCAUUCCUCCAGGCCAAAGACAUUCGUGAGCAGGGUGUGCGCAUUUUCAGCAGACCGACGAAGGACAUCCGAAGGAGGUUGGCGAAGAUGAUGGGCCUAAAGGACGACGAGAUAUUGCAGAUGCUCAAGCCAGCUUUCGGAGAUGUUCGCGCUCCCAGGCAGUGGAAUCAGACGAUCACGGAGGCCAUGAUCGAGAUCGGAUUUCUUCAACACCAGCUGGAUCGCUGCUGUUUUCUGUCGUACCGCAUCGCGGCCGACGGUGACGACCCCUUUCUGGUGUGGAGCGCAGACGACGGCCAGAGCUACGUACUGGACGGUAUUUUGGGUUUACACGUGGACGACUUCAUCGGUGGCGGCGAGAACUUGGAGUGCGAGGCCGACCUGACCGACAAGCAGGCCUACGAGGGCACGUUCCUAGACAGGGUGCAGACUCUCAGCAGGCGCUUUAAGUUCGGCAAGUGGGAGUUUCAGAACGGUAUCGUUUUCUGUGGUAUGGAGACCACGCAGUCGCAGUCAAGGAACGAGAUAGAGGUCAAGGCCGAGCAGUACAUCCACAAGGUGAAGCCGAUUAGCAUCGAGAAGGUACGCCGCCAGCACCCGGACGAUUUGUGUUGGCUUCGCCAAGGGCUAUGA
Prorocentrum cordatum is the source of this 5340-nucleotide messenger RNA. NCBI's taxonomy places the organism in Eukaryota, Dinophyceae, Prorocentrales, Prorocentraceae. The record is from the annotation of a GenBank genome assembly.